Astyanax mexicanus (Mexican tetra) is the source of this 7177-nucleotide messenger RNA. It is a transcript of the gene col17a1b, whose product is annotated as collagen, type XVII, alpha 1b. NCBI's taxonomy places the organism in Eukaryota, Metazoa, Chordata, Actinopteri, Characiformes, Acestrorhamphidae. The record is from RefSeq and is a predicted model, not a curated record. The transcript is spliced from 56 exons. Bases 293 to 5425 code for a protein of 1710 amino acids.
AAAAGCUGCUGUGUGAGUGUGUGAGGGUGUGUGUGCCAAGCACUUGGGAGUGGCUUGGGAUAGGAUCCAGCUGAGGAGUUCUGCAGAGACUUGCCUGUGGAAAGCAGAAAGAAAAUAAAGAAGAAGCAGACAGAACAAAGAUAAUUACUUGACAUCCGUGUUGUAGGAUACACGUGAACUUUACGGGGGACGGUUCACUUCUAUCAGAGCUUCUCGAGGAAAGUUUAUUGCUCCCUUGUGUCCGGAACGGAAACUUUCUCCUGCGUUUCACCUGGACUUCAGUUAGGAUGGGAUGGAUUCAUUAAUCAGGCAGAUAUCUGAUUCAGGAGGGAGUUCUGGAGAGAGAGUCAUUACUGAAACAUCAGUUUCAUCAAGCAGACUCACAUCAUUACCACCAAAAGGCUUCAGUGGAUCAGGCAGUAAGAGCAUGACCAGCAGCUCUUGGGGAACCGGCUUUGAGAAGAACAUUCUGACUCAGAACAGCAGCAGCAGCUCUUACUUCUCAUCCUCCUCUGUGGGAGUGAAUGCAGGAGGGUCAGGGUUUGAUUCUGGCCUUUACAUCAGUGAUGAUGUAAUUGGGAGCAGCAAAAGUGGAGGAGGAGGACGAGGAGGCGGUGAAAGUGUGUCUGGAUCAGGCUCAGGGUCAGGGUCAAAGGUCAGAUCCAGUUCAGCAGGUGGAGUGAGAAGGACACAAGGAUCUUCUCCUUCUUUCUUGGAGAGAAAGAGUUCAACCCUUCACUCAGGAGGUUAUGAUGGAAGUUCAAGUGCCAACUCUUCACCGGAGAUGACAAGGAAAGAUUAUGGUGCAUCAAGAGGAAGGUCACAAAGCAGAGAGAGUGAAAUCAGGGCGAGAUUACAAAGUGCAUCACCAUCAACCAGAUGGACAGAGCUGGAUGACGUGAAGAAACUACUGAAAGGAGGUCGCUCUUCCAGUGUCAGCCCGACACGCUCCUCCACCUCCUCCACCCUGCCUGUCCCCCGCAAGGCCACAGUGGAGACCAAGAUUACUACACAAGGCUCCCAGACUGUCUCUGGGCAGUAUGACAGCAGUAUUCUGGAGGCAGCGUUCCCAUCCUACACAUGGACAAGCUCCACACUGCCUUCUAACAUCUCCACAGGGUCGGCUUUUGGCUAUCAAAGCAGCACCAAUAACAUGUCUGUAGGAUCAUCUCUUGCGAAUAGCGCUGCACCUUCCUCACUGUCAGUGUAUGGCUUCCAGAAUAAUCUUGCCUCCCCAUCGAGUGCAGUUCUUACAUCUAAUGGAGUUAACACAUCAUAUGGAACCAGCACGUCUCAUGGAGCCAACAAAUCAUAUGGAUUCAGUACGUCCCAUGGAGCCAACACGUCUAAUGCAGUCAACACAUCAUAUGGAAUCAGUACAUCUCCUGGAGCCAACAUGUCUAAUGGAGUCAACACAUCUUAUGGAAUCAGUACAUCUCCUGGAGCCAAUACAUCAUAUGGAAUCAGUACGUCUCCUGGAGCCAACAUGUCUAAUGGAGUCAACACAUCAUAUGGAAUCAGUACGUCUCUUGGACCCAACACGUCUCAUGGAGUCAACACAGGUUUCCAAGUUAACUCAUCUAAUGGAGUUAAAUCAUCUUAUGGCGUUAACUCAUCUAACAGUGUUAACACACAUUCAGGAUACGGUGUGCAGAAAAACAUCUCCCAGAGUGUCAGUAGCUCUGGUGUUGUCAGCACAGGAGUCUCCACUUCUUCAGGCACUACUGCACAGUCUGCCAAGGAUGAUGUUCCACGAAAAUACAUCAUACUGGAGAAGGAGAAUAUUCCAUCAAAGAAAGAGUCAGAGGUGCUUAUUCUCUCCAAGGACAGCGGAAAGCACUUCACCAGCAGCAUUCACAGUGGAAAAGGAGGCUCUGUUUCAGAUGUCUCACUGAAGAAGGAGACCUUGUUAAGUACCUACACUGAGGCUGCUCCAGUCAAAUCUGCCUCAGGCUCCUACUAUGGAUCUUCGGGGGUGCCAACAAAAGAUAAAGCUACAUAUGCAGAAAUCCGUGAUGAUUCUGGAGCAGGCUGUUUUGGCUGUGGUCCCAGCUGUUGCUCCUGGUGGAAGUGGCUGCUUGGGCUGCUCCUUGGCCUGCUGCUGCUGCUCGGCCUUCUUUUUGGACUUAUCGCCCUCAGCCAAGCGCUUAAUAAACAAGCGGAGGAGGUGAGGGUGUUAAAGGCCCGUGUGGACGCUCUUGAGGGUCUUGCUCCCGGCCGCCGGGGACACACCAGCCGUCUGACUGGCAGUGGUGACAUAAACACCCUGCAGGGUGGCAGAUAUGCGGACGGUGGAGGAGUGCUCAGUGCUGAUAACAAUCUAAAUCUGGGAGCCGCUGAUGCUGGAUCAGACAGUGUGGCUCUGCAGAGGACAGUACAGAGACUAAUGCAAGCUGAACUCCAGUCUCAGGCAUUCAGAGAGAGUCUUGCGUCUUCAGUCAGAGGUGAAAGAGGACUGCCAGGCCCCAAAGGUGACACUGGAACGCCAGGAGUCAAAGGCAUGGAUGGUUUUCCAGGGGCACCAGGUAUUCCCGGAGCAAGAGGAGAUCUAGGACCUGAGGGGCCAAAAGGCCAAAAAGGAAGUGCAGGAGAACAUGGCACAGAGGGACCACCAGGACUUAGGGGCCGAGAUGGGCUUCCAGGGUCCAGAGGAGAGCCAGGCCCAGCAGGCUUUGGAGAAAAGGGUGAAAAAGGGUCUACAGGAGAAGCAGGACAUCGUGGUCCACCUGGUCCAGUUGGUCCACCUGGUCAAAAAGGUUCUGCAGGUAUUAAUGGUCUAUCAGGUAUCCCAGGUGAACCAGGCCCACAAGGCUUCAGAGGACAAAUCGGACCUGCAGGACCAAAAGGGGACAGAGGGUCUUUUGGACCACAAGGACUUAAGGGUGAUCUUGGUGAAAAGGGAGACCCAGGGAUACCAGGAUUUGCAGGGCCUCCAGGGAGACAAGGACCUGCAGGUGAAAAAGGAAUCAAAGGCUCGGCAGGAGAUCCAGGCACUGAUGGAGAAAAAGGACAAAGAGGUGACCAAGGAUCAAUUGGGUUGCCAGGAAUCAGAGGCCCAGCUGGGCCACCUGGUGAACCUGGACCUCCAGGAGUACCAGGGCUUCAAGGACCACCAGGAAUUGCAGGAAUUCCAGGCCAGCCUGGCAUUAAAGGUGACACUGGAGAACCUGGCAGAGUUAUUAAUGCUGCAGUGGGAUCUAGCUCUAUAGCAAUCCCUGGACCACCUGGACCCCCUGGACCAACUGGACAAACUGGAGCUCCAGGAUUGUCAGGUCCUGUUGGCCCUGCUGGUCUUCCUGGACAACCUGGUCCUAAAGGUGAAAAAGGUGAUCAAGGAGAAGCUGGAAUCUCAGUGGAAACCAGGGAGACAGUCAGCUCCACUAGAUCUGAGAGACAGUUCGGCUCUUCCGCAUCAGGUUCCUCCCAGGUUGUUCAGGGUCCACCUGGACCACCUGGUCCACCAGGGCCUCCUGGACGCCCAGGAGACUCCAGGCCUGGACCACCAGGAGAACCAGGUCAACCAGGAUAUGGAAGACCUGGACCAAGAGGAGAGAAGGGAGAUAGAGGAGAACCUGGCAGUUUUGUGCCCAACUCUGGGACCUAUUUCGCUGGACCACCAGGACCACCUGGGCCUGCAGGACCUAAAGGAGACACAGGAGCCCAAGGACCAAGGGGAUACCAAGGGGCGCAAGGUCAGCCUGGCCUGCCUGGAAGACCAGGCGGAUCUGGAGAUGUCACUAGAUACAAUGGUUAUGGUCCUCCUGGGCCACCUGGGCCUCCAGGGCCACCGGGCCCACAGGGCCAGAAAGGUGAUGAUGGAGUUCCAGGCAGUCCAGGAAUCCCAGGAACUAUAAGAGGUUCCUAUGCAGUUGGUUCUCAAGGGCAGCGUGGACUCCCAGGCCCACCUGGACCACCUGGACCUCCCGGGCAAUCUGCAUCCAUUUCUGAAUAUCGCCGUUACAUCAUGGACUACAUGCAGAGUGACAGCAUGAGGCAGCAGCUGUCUAGUAUUCAGGGCCCUCCUGGUCCUCCUGGGCCUUCAGUGUCUAUUGAGGAUGUGGCUUCUCGGGUCAUUGCCUAUCUUCAGCGUUCUGGAUUUAUUGGCGCAGUGAGCAGUGGAUCAAGCAUUGGAGUAAGCAGUGGAUCAAGCAGUGGAUCAAGCAGUGGAUCAAGCAGUGGGUCAAGCAGUGGAGUAAGCAGUGGAAGGAGUGCUGGAGUUAGCGGUGGAGCGAGUGGAGGAGUUGGUGGUGGAGUUAGUGGUGGAGUAAGCAGUGGAUGGAGCAGUGGAACAAGUGGUUUAACAGUCAGUGACAUCAUUGCGUUAUUACAGAGGGAUGAUGUUAGGCGCUAUGUCAUUGGCCCUCCAGGCCCACCUGGCCCACCAGGAGGUGUAAGCCUAGCCAACUUAGACACACAGGAAGUGGCAAACUAUGUCAUCAGAAUAAUGAACGAGCGAGGGCUGACUGGUAGACCUGGAGCUCCUGGUCCACCUGGUCCUCCUGGACUUCCUGGCCAACCAGGGUCUUCCUAUAGUGACAUCACUGCUUUGAUAGAAAGAUCAGGGCUUGGUGGAAAUGUUGGUCGUCCAGGACCUCCCGGUCCUCCAGGGAGACAAGGCCUACCUGGCCCAGCUGGCCCUCGUGGACCUGCAGGCCCAUCUGGCUCAGGUUCUGGGUAUCGGCUUGAAGACAUCCAGGUGUAUCUGCAGAAUUCUGGGUUAUCUGGUCGCCCUGGCCUACCUGGACCACCAGGCCCACCAGGACCUCAGGGGCCUCCGGGAAACACUGGGGUUAUAGUUUCGCAUGACAGAGCAAGCCAAAGCUCACUUAUUCGUGCUGAGCUUCAGGAGUACCUCAGCAGUGACGCUAUGCGUCGUUUCACUUCUGGUCUCCCUGGGCCUGCUGGUCCUCCUGGGCCUCGAGGUGAGAAGGGUGACAAGGGUGAACCUGGUUACAGCACUGGAGGUGGAUAUUACUAUGGAGCUGAUCGUAAUGGAGCCAGGCUUGCUGAAACAGACUACUCCAAUGUUGCUCUCAGAGUAACUGACUACAUUCGGCGCCAAGGUCUGCUUCAGGAAAUGAAUGAAGAGUAUUGGCGAGGGCAAUCCAUGGGCAUCCAAGGACCACCUGGGCCUCCUGGUCCCCCUGGUCCCGCUGGAUACAGCCGUGUUUUUUCUUCCUAUGGGAACGUGACUGGAGAUCUGAUGGAUUUCUUUAGGAUACAUGGCACGAUUCCAGGCCCUCCUGGUAUUCCAGGACAUAAGGGGGAUCGAGGAUAUCCUGGACCCAAAGGAGAGAAAGGUGAGGUGGGACGGCAGGGAAUACCUGGUGUUCAGGGUCCGAGAGGACACCAGGGGCCAAGAGGAGAAAAGGGUGAGAAAGGUGAAACCCAGUUUGGUCGGCGGAGAAGAAGCAUUGGUGUGUAGGGGAAUACUCUACUGCUGGAUCAGCAACAACAAGCUUUUCAACUUUAUAGUGGCUUUUUUAUACGGUGAAGCAAACAUUGUAGAAGGAGGAAGCACACGCACUGUCUUUGCUUUCUAUGUUUUCUCUAGAACAAUGUAGUUCAGCAGGAGCUAGCCAAUGUCAUACUUUCAAAUAUUCAUGAUUUUCUGGUUAAAAUGCAUGGCCAUGGCAAUUCAAUUUAAUUUACGCAAAAAAUGAUGUCAGAUAGUAUUAUUAUUUUUUAUAAUUGAAAGUAGUGUUUGUGUAUUUGUACUAUUGUUUUUUACUAGCAACAAAUGUUACUUUUAUGAAAGGUAGAACCUUUAAGGUUUUGUUUUUGCACUUUGAGGAAAUAUUAGAAUGUAUUGUAAUGAGAUAUAGCUUUUUAAAAAAGCUAAUUUUACUUUAUUUCUUAUUAAAAUAAUUUUUCAGCAAGCUAAAUUUGAUGACCAAAUUUAAUAAAGAUUACAUUAUUACAAAUGUUUAAUGUACAUUAAUCAAAUCAUUCUCAUCAGAACUCAUGAAACUUAUCAAAUGACACCACUAAUGUCUUGAAAAACCCUUUCCAUAGUAUUAAUCAUGAGUUAGAAAUGAUAUUACUGUAGGAAUUUGAAGUAAUGGGACGGCAGAAUUACUAUAAGGUCAACUACGUUUCUGAUGAGCCCAUUUUCACAACUUUAGCUCUACUUUUGCUCACAAGAAAAAUGGGUUGGUUCAGACAGAAGGUGCUAUCUUCUGAACUGUGUAUCAGAUCCAGAUGUAAAUACCUGAAAAUAAAAGCUGAAAAGUUUUUUCUCAAAAGUUUUGUCUUCCAGACCCUGCGCCCAUUACAAUGGACAACAUGUAUAUUUUUUUCACUAUUCACCGGCAACUAAAACCCCAAAACUUUAAAGUACACAUGGUUAUAGUAAAGAAUAUUCACAGUGUUACUGUGUGUUUAUUUGGGCCAAAGCUUGCUCUACAAAAGCUGUAAUACUCUGUAAUUAAUGUUUUAAUUACUAUUCGUGUUAUAAAAUAAUAUGUUGUGACUUUCUGUAAUUUAACAAUUCUUUACUUAUUUUUCUGUUAACUUUUUUUACAGUGCAGAAUAGAGCACAAGUCACCCAUUGCACUGGAAAAAAAUUAUAUUGCAGCAAUAGAAAACUCGUUUUUACCAAAUUUCUGUUAUUUAUAACACAUUUAAUCAUGUUUGUUUUGCUGUUUAGGGAUGGUUUGUGAAAUAAAAAUGUAUUUAGAACAUAAGAGUCAGCAUUACAGACAGCAUUCAUAUAUUUUCAUAUAAUCAUAUAGUUUUCUCAUCAGUGGAAAAUAAUUCAGGUCUAAAAGGGUUUUCUAAAAAUCUUUUUAAUGACAAAUUCAAAAAAUCCACCCAUCUCUGUUCUCAGUGUAAUGUUUAUUAAAUGUUCUGACUGUUUGGGGCUAAAUGCUAAAACAGAAAAUUAAAUGUAAAAACUCAUUACAAAUGUAGUGCAGUGUACCCUUACAACCAGAAUUUCAGGAAAUAUAUAUAGAUUUUUUUUUCUUUAUUUUCAAAUUUUUCUAUUUUUGCAUUCUACAAGUUGGAUUAUACUGUCAGGUUUGUGUUAUAAAAAAUGGACAAAUCUGAAAAUCGAGAGAAGAUUCAACUUUUCAUUCUCUUUGAGAAAAGCUCAAAUAAAAACUAGAUGAAACAUUGGAUAAAAAACAAUUUCUUCUUCACUAUGCCAUAGACUGUGUACAUGUAUCUUUUUUUU